AUGCCACUGGUGGACGAUGGCUUCGAGGCCCUCUUGGAGCCCUUCUACAAUGGCAAGAAGCUCACGGAUCCCGUAAAUACCAGGGACGACAAGUUCCAGCUUCUCCCUGCCUUUCUCAAAGUAAAGGGGCUUGUAAAACAGCAUAUUGACUCGUACAACUUCUUCGUGGAGCAGGAGAUCAAGGACAUCGUCCGCGCCAAUCGCACCAUUCGCAGCGAUGUCGACAGUAACUUUUGGUUAGAAUUUACAGAUAUUCGCGUCGAUCGCCCCCGUCGCCAGGACCACAACGACGCCAAAUCUCGAACCGAGGUAACUCCCAUGGAGUGUCGGCUACGAGACAUGACGUAUGCCGCUCCUAUUGUUGUCGAUAUCGCAUAUAUUCGAGAUAAGCAACGAAUUAUACGGAGAAAUGUGCCCCUUGGUCGCAUGCCUGUGAUGCUCAAAAGCUCCAGGUGCCGCCUGAGUGGCGCCAACAACGCGCAGAUGGAGGCAAUGAACGAGUGCCCUCUUGAUCCUGGCGGCUACUUCGUCAUCAACGGCACCGAAAAGGUCAUUUUGAUUCAAGAGCAGCUGAGCAAAAAUCGAGUCAUUGUUGAGGCUGACGAAAAGAACAACAUCAUAUCCGCAUCGGUAACCAGCUCAACCCACGAACGAAAGUCAAAGACGUACGUUACCCUCAAGAAGGACAGGAUUGUCAUGACGCACAACGUUCUCGUUGAAGGUAUUCCGAUUGUCAUUAUUCUCAAGGCCUUGGGGGGGUUGUCCGACUAUGAAAUUAUGCAACUUGUUGCUGGCUCGGAUGGCCGGUAUCAGGAUGAGUUUGUCAUCAAUUUUGACGAGGCAACCAGAGCUGGAGUCUUCACACAACACCAGGCUCUCGAAUACAUCGGCGCAAGGGUAAAGAUGGGGUCGCGUAAAGCCAUGUUCGGACCCCAGGUCCGUCGGAAUAACGUCGAAGAAGGUCUUGAUGCCUUGGCCAAUCUCAUCAUUGCUCAUGUUCCUAUCGAGGGUCUGGACUUUUAUCCCAAAGCAAUUUACGUGGCUAUGAUGACGCGACGAGUCUUGAUGGCUUCACAGGAUUCCAAGCUCGUUGACGACAGAGACUUUGUCGGCAACAAGCGAUUGGAGUUGGCGGGUCAGCUCCUGUCUCUACUCUUUGAAGAUUUAUUCAAGCGAUUCAUGGGCGAAGUCAAGAUGUCCAUUGACAAAUUCCUGAAAAAGAAUAAUCGCGCUGUCCCCCUCGAUGCAGUUCACAUGAUCAGCAACCACGCCAACAAUAUCGGAAUGGGAAUUAACCGCGCAAUCCAAACAGGCAACUGGAGCGUGAAGCGAUUCAACAUGAACAGAGCCGGUGUCACGCACGUGCUGAGUCGACUGAGUUAUAUCAGUGCCCUGGGUAUGAUGACGCGAAUCAGCUCCCAGUUCGAGAAGACGCGCAAGGUUUCUGGCCCUCGUGCUCUUCAGCCAUCACAAUGGGGUAUGCUGUGCCCUUCAGAUACCCCCGAAGGUGAAGCAUGUGGUUUGGUCAAGAAUUUGGCUCUCAUGACACACAUCACAACCAAUGUCGACGAGGCUCCGGUGAAGCGGUGGAUCUUCACACUCGACACAGGCGUUGAGCCUAUCCGGAACUUUUCAGGUGCCGAGAUGCACCGGGAGGGCUCCUGGGUUAUUCACGUGAACGGUACACCUUUUGCCCUUACUCGAUACCCCAAGAGGUUUGCCUCGAGAUUUCGCACCAUGCGUCGAAAAGGCUGGAUAUCACCGUUCGUCAGCAUCAACCUUAACUCCCAUUUUAAUGCUGUCCACAUUGCGACAGACGAAGGGCGCAUCUGCCGACCAUAUAUUAUUGUCAAGAACGGAAAGCAAAAGCUCAGGCAUGAGCAUCUGAAGUUGUUGCAUUUAGGCAAAGUUACCUUUGAUGACUUUUUGACAAAGGGCAUCGUCGAGUACCUGGAUGUCAACGAGGAACAAGACGCGCUUAUCACCUUAUAUGAAAAUCAAAUAACGCAAAGCACGACCCAUUUGGAGAUUGAGCCAUUCACCCUCCUUGGAGCUGUGGCCGGUUUGAUUCCAUUCCCACAUCAUAACCAAUCUCCCAGAAACACAUACCAAUGUGCCAUGGGUAAGCAAGCUAUUGGAGCAAUUGCGUACAAUCAAUUCAACCGCAUUGAUACGCUGCUUUAUACCUUGGUUUAUCCACAGCGGCCCAUGGUCAUUACCAAGACCAUUCAGCUUGUGCAUUAUGACAAACUCCCCGCUGGUCAGAAUGCCACAGUCGUUGUCAUGUCGUACUCUGGAUACGAUAUUGAAGAUGCCCUGGUUUUAAACAAGGCUUCAAUCGACAGGGGAUUCGGACGCUGUCAGGUCUUCCGCAAGUACACUACAGAGCUGCAGAAGUACCCGAAUGGCAGGCGGGAGCGUAUCGGCGAUCCAGUCAAUCAGGUGAAUGGCGGCACGACACGCCGCGAGGUGAAGUACGAGGCUCUGGACGAUGACGGGCUAGCCACUGUUGGCUACCGAGUCAGGAGCGGAGAGGUCAUGGUCAAGAAAGAAACUCCCCUGGAUCUGACGACGACAGGCAUUGGGCUCGAUCGCGGACCAAGCGAGUACCGGGACUCUGCCAUCUCCUAUCGAAUUCCCGAUCCUGCCUACAUUGACAAGGUUAUGAUUUCUCAAACAGAGAAGGAUACCACUGUCAUCAAGGUGCAAACCCGCCAAACGCGUCGUCCAGAGCUAGGAGACAAAUUUUCGUCUCGCCACGGCCAAAAGGGUGUCGUUGGUAUUAUCGUGGACCAGGAAGAUAUGCCAUUUGCCGACAAUGGGCUUUGCCCAGACAUCAUUAUGAACCCUCACGGUUUCCCGUCUCGAAUGACGGUGGGUAAACUGCUGGAAUGUUUAACAGGCAAGGCUUCGAUUAUCGAUGGCCGGCCAGACUACGGCUUCGGCGAUGCAUUUAGAUCGCAUCCAGUCAAGGACAUGAGCCAGGUGCUCCUCGACUACGGCUUCUCCUGGGAGGGCAAAGAUUACUUCACGUCAGGUCUGACGGGGGAGCCGCUGGAAGCAUAUAUUUUCAACGGCCCCAUCUAUUAUCAGCGUUUGAAGCACAUGGUACAAGACAAGAUGCACUCGCGAUCCCGCGGGCCCAGGGCCAUUUUGACGAGGCAGCCUACAGAAGGUCGAUCGCGGGACGGUGGACUGCGUCUCGGAGAAAUGGAGCGUGAUUGCCUGAUUGCAUAUGGCGCCUCGCAGCUCCUACUGGAGCGUCUCAUGUUAAGCUCGGACGGUGUCACACUUGAUAUUUGCCAGCAGUGCGGUCUUUUUGGAUACAAGGGCUACUGUAAUACUUGUAAGAGCACGAGGCAAGUCACGCAGAUGCAGAUGCCGUACGCGGCGAAGCUUCUUGUUCAGGAGUUGAUUAGCAUGAAUGUCGGUGUGCGUCUUCAGCUGGAAGAUGAGUUUCCCCAUCCUGAUUGA
Molecule: messenger RNA, 3474 nt
Organism: Metarhizium brunneum ARSEF 3297
Lineage: Eukaryota; Fungi; Ascomycota; Sordariomycetes; Hypocreales; Clavicipitaceae
Gene: rpc2
Product: DNA-directed RNA polymerase III subunit RPC2
Biological process (GO): DNA-templated transcription
Cellular component (GO): RNA polymerase III complex
Molecular function (GO): DNA binding; ribonucleoside binding
Source: RefSeq, a predicted model, not a curated record